AUGUUUACUUUUUGUUCCUUACAGGGAGCGCAAUCCGAAUCAUCGGCGUCGCAAUCAUUACUUGAGCUUGAUGGAGGAGUUAAGGUGCUGAUUGACGUGGGAUGGGAUGAAACUUUCGAUGUGGAAAAGUUGAGGGAGCUUGAGAAACAAAUCCCGACGCUCUCACUUAUACUUCUCACUCAUGCCACCGUUCCUCAUAUCGCGGCUUAUGCACAUUGCUGCAAACACUUUCCUCUCUUCACUCGAAUACCUGUCUAUGCAACACAUCCUGUCAUCGCGCUUGGAAGGACUCUCUUGCAAGAUUUAUAUAGCUCAACACCACUAGCGUCAACCGUUAUACCUACGACUUCUUCUUUCCUUCUUCAACCUCCUACGAAAGAGGAAAUCAAUUACUAUUUUUCUCUCGUUCGUCCUUUAAAAUAUUCGCAGCCCCAUCAACCACUUAAUGGAGUAACAAUUACAGCCUACAAUGCGGGACAUAGUUUAGGAGGCACAAUAUGGCACAUUCAACACGGGCUCGAGUCUAUAGUUUAUGCAGUGGAUUGGAAUCAAGCUCGUGAGAAUGUUUUGGCUGGUGCGGCUUGGUUGGGCGGGGCGGGAGCGGGAGGGGCUGAGGUUAUCGAGCAACUACGAAAACCGACCGCAUUAAUAUGUAGUAGUAAAGGAGGAGAACGAGUUGCCUUACCCGGAGGAAGAGCCAAGAGAGAUGAACUUUUACUCGAUAUGAUCAAAUCAUCGAUUAAAAGAGGAGGCAUUGUCCUUAUACCGACAGAUUCUGGAGCGCGAAUGAUGGAACUAGCAUAUCUCUUAGAGCAUGCUUGGAGAACUGGAAACCAGGAAGAGGAAAGCGCAUUCAGGUCCGCGAAACCUUACCUAGCAGUCAGUACAAGUGAAAUGACGAUGAGAUAUACGAGGAGUAUGUUUGAGUGGAUGGACGAAGCUAUUAUUCGAGAGUUUGAAGCGCAGCCUGGCCACGAGGAACAGCAAACUGGACAACAGAGGAGACACGCAUACUCAGAUGAAUCAAAGCAAAACGCAGGCCCAUUCGAGUUUAAACAUCUUCGACUACUAGGGCGAAAGGGUCAAAUUGACCGAAUGUUAAAUGAAACGGACAAUUUAGGAAGAUCAGUAGGAAAAGUAAUUCUUGCCAGUGACACUUCCAUUGAAUGGGGAUUUUCGAAAGAGGUGCUGCGGAAAAUUGCGGACGAUGACAAAAAUCUUCUGAUUUUGACAGAAAAGUUGAAUCGUAUUGACGGAGUUACAGGAUUAGGAAGGACUCUGUGGUCAUGGUGGGAGGAACGACGCAAUGGAGUCGCUACCGAACCAAGCUCAAAUGGAGGAAACUUAGAACAAGUCUAUGGGGGAGGAAGGGACCUUGAAAUCAGAGAACCUAAACGUAUUCCAUUGGAGGGUAAUGAUCUGACUGUUUACCAACAGUGGUUAGCGACACAACGUCAGCUGCAGAACACUCUUCAGCCGGGUGGUGCUACAGCUCUUGAGGCUUCUGCCGAUAUUGUUGACGAUGCUUCGUCGGAUUCGUCUUCAGAUUCCGAUGAUUCUGAGACUGAACAGCAAGGAAAAGCUCUUAACAUAUCCGCAACUAUGGGCCAAGCGAAUCGGAAAAAGAUUGGCUUGAGUGAUGAAGAUCUUGGCAUCAAUAUACUUCUCCGAAAGAAAGGUGUUCACGAUUUCGAUGUAAGAGGAAAGAAGGGUCGUGAUAAGAUGUUUCCUAUGGCGAUCAGGAGGAAACGGAAUGAUGAUUUUGGAGAACUGAUUAGACCCGGGGAGUUUCUGAGAGCAGAAGAACGGGAUGAGGUGGAUGGACAGGAACCACAACGACCUGGAAAAUAUGACACGAAAGAUACCCUCGGCAAAAAAAGGAAGUGGGAUGAUGUUGCAGCUUCCGGGAAACGAAGAGUGACGAAUGAGGGCAAGCGACAGCAGGUCGGCAAUAACGAGGAUGACUCCGUAGCAGAUGUUUUGGAAGAGGAUGAUCUAGUGGAUAUAGUAGAAGAAGAGAUUCCUGGACCAUCCAGACUGGAUAUCUCAGUUGAGACACUCAAGAUCAAUCUUCGAAUUGCAUUUGUCGACUUCGCUGGGCUUCACGACAAACGCAGUCUUCAAAUGUUGAUACCUCUAAUCCAGCCUCGGAAGUUGAUAUUGGUCGGUGGUAUGAAAGAUGAGACGUUAGCACUUGCCAAUGAUUGCAGACAGCUUCUUGGUAGCACUAAAGAUAAGCUCGUCGAUGUAUACACGCCAGAAAUCGGUGUUAUCAUUGACGCAAGUGUAGAUACUAAUGCGUGGGCUGUGAAGCUCACUGACUCAUUAGUUAAGCAAUUGCGCUGGCAAAACGUCAAGGGGUUGGGAAUUGUUACUCUAACUGGUCGAUUAGAAACGACAAAUAUUGACACCGAUUCGCAUGAUUCGGAAGGUGCCAAUAAGAAGCAAAAGAUGCUGACAGGGGAAUCAGAGGAAACUCCAACGCAGGCAGCUCUUGAUUCGGCAAAAGCUGUUGUUGAAAUGCCAAUCCUAGAUGUACUACCUUCAAAUAUGGCAUCAGCAACAAGAUCGGUUGCGCAGCCUUUGCAUGUUGGUGAUUUAAGGCUAACAGAUCUACGAAAAAUCAUGCAAUCUUCUGGUCUUACUGCAGAACUUAGAGGAGAAGGUACUCUUUUGAUUGAUGGAUCUGUCAUUGUCCGUAAAACUGGUACCGGGAGGAUUGAGGUAGAAAGCGUCGGUGUGACAACGAGUUCCUUUUACGCUGUUAAGGGGAAGAUUUAUGAAGGCCUUGCGGUAGUGGCAGGUGGAUAA
This is a messenger RNA of Sclerotinia sclerotiorum 1980 UF-70, 2811 nucleotides long. RefSeq lists its product as hypothetical. Gene Ontology annotation, molecular function: RNA binding. The transcript has a single exon. The record is from RefSeq and is a predicted model, not a curated record. Gene Ontology annotation, cellular component: mRNA cleavage and polyadenylation specificity factor complex. Lineage: Eukaryota; Fungi; Ascomycota; Leotiomycetes; Helotiales; Sclerotiniaceae. Gene Ontology annotation, biological process: mRNA 3'-end processing by stem-loop binding and cleavage. Bases 1 to 2811 code for a protein of 936 amino acids.